This is a messenger RNA of Somion occarium, 1243 nucleotides long. The record is from the annotation of a GenBank genome assembly. NCBI's taxonomy places the organism in Eukaryota, Fungi, Basidiomycota, Agaricomycetes, Polyporales, Cerrenaceae.
GACGUGGCCUACCAUGUUCGAGUUUCCCGCCACCACCAGAGGAUACCUCCUCGACACGCGAAACCUUUUCUAAAACAUCAAUCCAUACCUGCUUGUAUAUUCUCUGUAUUUCGUUCUGCUGUGGUUGCGCGUAAAUCGCGACUUGACGAUACUCUAUACCCUCAAAUUCGUUUCCGCCUCCUCGUUCUUGUUACUUACCCCUUAAUCCCACUGUCCGACGCGUUAUGGCCCAAACCGUACAGAAGGGAAAGCGGAGACACGUAGAGGACGACGACGAUUCCAGUCCAGCAGCUUCACCCGCAAAAAAGUCGCGUACUCAUACCGCACGAAAGAGCACUGGUGGACAAAUGCCUUCUGCUGCCGCUGCGAGACGUGCUAGUGGUAGCGGAAGCGGACCAGGUGCCCCUGCUCCCAGAAGAGGACCUGCCAAUGAGCCGGAACACGGGAAAAAGCGGCGCUAUCGUCCAGGGACUGUAGCAUUGCGCGAGAUCCGCAAAUACCAGAAGAGCACCGAUUUACUUCUGCGUAAACUGCCCUUCUCACGUGUGGUACGCGAAAUCACACUGGAGAUGACAACCGACCAGAAUGGUAUUCCAGCUUCUGCAUUAAGGUGGCAGAGUUCGGCUAUCCUAGCACUUCAAGAAGCUACGGAAGCGUUCCUCGUACAUCUAUUUGAAGACGCGAAUUUAUGUGCCAUCCAUGCUAAAAGGGUCACAAUCAUGCAACGUGAUAUUCAACUUGCAAGACGAAUACGAGGGCCAUGGGGUGGUUUAGGCUAACUACCUGUCUGUUUUCUUCCCGAAUCGCCUCUUCCAUCUGUCUUGUUGUCUUGCCUUCACAGUGCUCUUACGUUCCUUACCUUCUUGCGACACCCAAUUUUGCGAUACCUCUCACUCAGCCUCCCCGCCUCGUCGUCUUCAUCACCAUGAACCGCUAUACCGAUCUAUCAAUGAUUUAUGAACCUUUACGCCCGGCUUGAACCAUCGCAUUCGCUGAAUCCUCUUUGUGCUCAGAGUAACGUUUUGUUGGAUUCGGCGGAGAUUCUAUGAACGACCUUCUAGAAUUCCAUCUCGAGUCAGCAAUGAUCGCCCACGGCACCAUAAUGUAUACUGUACUGUUUCGCGCAUUUGUUCACGGCCUGUGACCUGUGACGGUCCGGUUCCCAGUUCACAGCUCGGAGAGACCUGUGACAUCAUGUUCAUGGCUACUGCCGAUUCUGUCAAGGCACUACCAAUCCCUUUCC